Poecile atricapillus (Black-capped chickadee) is the source of this 3183-nucleotide messenger RNA. It is a transcript of the gene P2RX5, whose product is annotated as purinergic receptor P2X 5. NCBI's taxonomy places the organism in Eukaryota, Metazoa, Chordata, Aves, Passeriformes, Paridae. The record is from RefSeq and is a predicted model, not a curated record. Gene Ontology annotation, biological process: monoatomic cation transmembrane transport; response to ATP. Gene Ontology annotation, cellular component: nuclear inner membrane; plasma membrane. Gene Ontology annotation, molecular function: ATP binding; purinergic nucleotide receptor activity; extracellularly ATP-gated monoatomic cation channel activity. The transcript is spliced from 12 exons. The coding region runs from base 49 to 1305 and encodes 418 amino acids.
UGGGUGGUGCGAGCUGUGCCUGCUCCAGCCACCGAGCGAGCUGGGAGCAUGGGGCAGGUGGCUUGGAAGGCUUUAUUUCUGUCUCUUUUCGAUUAUAAAACGGAGAAAUACGUCAUUGCAAAGAACAAGAAGGUUGGGGUCCUCUACCGAGUGGUGCAGCUCUCCAUCCUGGCUUACCUGGUGGGGUGGGUGUUUGUGGUCAAGAAAGGCUACCAGGACACAGACACAUCCCUCCAGAGCUCUGUCAUCACCAAGCUGAAAGGGGUGGCCUUCACCAACACCUCAGAGCUGGGGGAGAGGCUGUGGGACGUUGCAGACUAUGUCAUCCCUCCCCAGGGUGAAAGCGUCUUCUUUGUCAUGACAAAUCUGAUUGUGACCCCAAACCAGAGACAAGCCAUGUGUCCUGAGGUAGGAAGAACUGAGUCCCUUGACCCCCAGACCCCUGCAAAACCGGGGAGUGCCAGCAUUCCCGAUGCCCUGUGUGACAAGGACACGGACUGCUUGGAAGGGGAAGCAGUGGUGGCCGGCAAUGGGGUUAAGACUGGCCGUUGUUUGAAAGACAGGGGCAGCACCAGAGGGACUUGUGAGAUACUGGCCUGGUGCCCAGUGGAGAAAAGAUACAAGCCCAAGAAACCACUGCUGGGCAGCGCAGAAAACUUCACUGUUUACAUCAAGAACUCCAUUCGCUUCCCCAAGUUUAAGUUCUCCAAGAUGAAUGUGCUGGCAACUGACAACGAGUCCUACCUGAAGACCUGUCGGUACAGCCAGGAGCAUCCCUACUGCCCCAUCUUCGUGCUGGGGAACAUCGUCCGCUGGGCUGGGGGCAACUUCCAGGAAAUGGCCUUGGAGGGUGGUGUGAUAGGAAUUCAGAUUGAAUGGAACUGUGAUCUUGAUAAAGCCCCUUCUGAAUGUAAUCCUCACUAUUCUUUUAGCCGACUGGAUAACAAGUCUGCAGAAACAUCCAUCUCUUCUGGGUACAACUUCAGGUUUGCCAAGUAUUACCGGGAUGCUGAGGGGGUCGACUACCGGACGCUCAUUAAAGCGUAUGGAAUCCGCUUCGAUGUGAUGGUGAAUGGCAAGGCAGGGAAAUUUAACAUCAUUCCCACCAUUAUCAAUAUCAGCUCGGGGCUGGCACUCAUGGGAGCUGGUGCUUUCUUUUGUGACCUGGUGCUGCUGUAUUUGAUCAAGAAGAGUAACUUUUAUCGAGGCAAAAAGUAUGAGGAAGUCAAGUCCAGCUCCAGGAAGUCCUUGUCGAGCCCUACGCUGAACGGCAAUCAGAGCCCGGACCAGCUCGGUGGGCUCUAGGCACCGCGAGGCUCUGCCAGCUGGACUCGUGCUCCAGGAAAUCCACACAGGUGUGGCAUCACACCAGCACUGGGAGGUGGACAUAGCCCAGGUCAGCCCUACUAUCAUCAAGAUUCCCAGAGGAAAAAACCUCCUCUGAAGACUGCCUUUCCUCCCUGAGAUUUCUCUGGUAUCCUGAGCUCGCAACAGUGUGUUGUCACUAUGGAUUUAUAAAAGGAUUUUUUAUAAAAGGACAAAGGCACCAAAUGAAUGUUUUUAUACCCACUGAUAGAUACAUCUGUACUUAUGCCAAUAGCCAGUAUUGUCUUGUGCCUGUGCUUUACUUUGGGAAGGGCUGAAGCUGAAAUCCAACCUGUUUCCUGCUCUGUUGCCUUGGCAGCUACUGCCUCCAGCUCCUGCCUGGGUGAUGUGACAUCAGGUGUGAAGCAGCAGGACUGCUCUGCUCAGGAAGUGCAGGGAAAUGUGGCACUGGAGCAGCUCUUGGAGCUGGGGAAGGGGCUGUGAUCCUGCAGGGCCUGAGGCAGGGGAACACAGUCACUCUUAUGGGGGUUAAUGCACUGAGAAGCAACGUGGCCCUGGAAGCACCUGCACGGGUUCUGCCUCCUUGCUUCAGUGCCUGGUUUCAUUUGCUCAGGAUUGUCCUUCCUGCAUCUCUUCCUGAUUUGGUGGGCAGAUCUGGAUGGGGACUCAGUGCUUCUGUUUCUCACAGCACCCUGGGCUGUGCUGCAGACUGAAGGGGGCAGCUCUGCCAGGGACACAGGCUGUGCCAGCUUCCUCUGAAUACACCAACACCAGGGAGAGUCAGAAGACAUCUGCCUGCUACUUCAACAGCAGUAACCUCCAGGAAAUACAAGUGCUUGUCUCUCAGCAGAAUCAGUCUCCCUGCAGCCCAUUUGGUCCAUUUAUGCUCAUGUGGGGAUGUAACUAAUCUCAGAAAAGGGCUUAAGGAAUAUCAUUGUGUUCUGUAAGUGAUGUCCCAUUACCACUGACUGGGAGUUGUCCUGAUGAAGAUUAAAUGUUUCCGUGCACCCUUUCAAUACCAAAAGUUAAAGGGCUCCUGCUGCAGCAUCUGAGGGUGGCAUCAGGGAGCUGCUGCCAUGGAACGCACAAAUGGCACCAGCAGCUGCACCCACUUCUGCUUUAACUUCUUUAAGGUUGUUACUCUGAGGUACAGGUUCAUCCUAAAUUAAAAUGCACCUCUGUUAGCAGUGGCAAACUCUGAACCCAGUCACUGGCAGCAAACCCCACCCAGUCUAGUUCCCCCCCUCUGCUUCUGUGUUUUGAGCCAAAAAUGGGGCUAGAAAAUAGAAUUAAAGCAGUGGAGUUCAUUUAGGAUAAACCAUGUAUCUCUGGUGCUCUAUCUCAUCCAAAACCUUCUCUCCACGUCACAAGUUUUUCCUCAAGGCAAACACAAGUCACUACAUGGGGAAGUGCACAAGAGUUAGCACCACAGCAGCCCAGGCUUUUGACUGUCAGGGUUUAAUUGGAGUUGAGUAAUUUCUAGAUGGUGAAACACAUGGUGCACCCCCUGCAUGACAUCAGGACCUGGCAGAACUCCUGGUCACCAAGCAGCUCCUCCUAACGUGCAAAGCUGACUGUGCUCUGCUGAAACCAUUGUUUUACCUUGCCAAAACAUCCUCUUGUGAGGACCAAAGCUAUUUCCUGAAUCUAAAUCUUCAGGCCUCCCAGAUCCCCUAGAAUGUUUCCUUUCUUUAGACUGUAAUGCAACUCCUACAACCCCUGCUGUUAAUAAAACAUAACCAGAUUCCUUCUCAGGAGUUUCUUGACUUUGACUUUUUUUUUUUUUUGCUCCAUGUGUUUCAUGUUCAGCAAUAAAAUGUGUCACUUCAGGCCAAUGCUCCCUGAGAGUGCUCUGUG